Aspergillus saccharolyticus JOP 1030-1 is the source of this 7100-nucleotide messenger RNA. RefSeq names its product glutamate synthase (NADH). The transcript is spliced from 3 exons. NCBI's taxonomy places the organism in Eukaryota, Fungi, Ascomycota, Eurotiomycetes, Eurotiales, Aspergillaceae. The record is from RefSeq and is a predicted model, not a curated record. Gene Ontology annotation, molecular function: iron-sulfur cluster binding; flavin adenine dinucleotide binding; FMN binding. The coding region runs from base 328 to 6711 and encodes 2127 amino acids.
CCUCACCCCAAUUUCCUCUUCCUCGGGUUCACGGAUCGGCGCUUUAAACAAUAGAUUCUCCCCCCUCCCUCCCUCCUGUUCCCCUCUUCUUCCAUUUCAUCCCUUCGCUCAAAGCUAUACGUUGGGUCAUCAUAAAAAAGCGCCUCGACUGACCUUCGCCUGCGCUCUCGACCCUUGGCUCUGUGCAAGAUAGUCCGCCCCUCCUUCACAGUACAAGCGCUCCCUACCAAUUUGUUCGACGGCGGCCCCUACUCUUACUUAGCCGUCAGCAGUCCCACCUCAUCUUCCGUUCUGUCAUUACAUUCUCUGUCGGCCACCGACGGAAGAAUGGGUCUGAACCUGGAGGAACUCUAUGGCCAAUCUAUAGUGGACGAGCAGAAACCGAAUGAGUAUUCGGAGUACCAGCCAAAGCAGGGUUAUGGCUGGGCUAACACCUUGCCCGAGCGGCAAGGUCUCUACGACCCCGAAUAUGAGAAGGACGCUUGUGGUGUAGGCUUCGCCGCACACAUCAAGGGAAAGCCUAGCCACAAAAUUGUCAGUGAUGCUCGUAACUUGCUCUGUAACAUGACGCAUCGUGGCGCCGUUGGUUCGGACGCACGAGACGGUGAUGGUGCUGGCGUGAUGACCAGUAUUCCUCACAAGUUCUUCAUCAAGAAUUUUGCUCGGGAAACCGGGGUGGAUCUUCCUCCUCUUGGUCAGUACGCCGUCGGUAACUUGUUCUUCAAACCCGAUGAAGAGUCUUUGAAAGAGUCUACCAGCACAUUCGAGGAAAUUGCAACAUCCUUGGGCCUUCGUGUGCUUGGAUGGCGUGAGGUUCCCCGCGAUUCGACUAUUCUCGGCCCUGCCGCGCUCUCUCGAGAGCCCAUCAUCAUGCAGCCAUUCGUGGUGCUCAAAUCGGCGUAUGGCGAAGGCAGCAAGCCUGAAGUCACUGACCCGGCCCAGUUUGACGAUAAGACUUUCGAGCUCCAGCUAUACGUUUUACGGAAGCGUGCCACUCACGUCAUUGGCCUUGCUAACUGGUUCUACCUUUGCUCUCUCAGUAACCGGAACAUUGUCUACAAGGGUCAACUGGCUCCAGUACAGGUCUAUCAAUACUACCAUGACCUGGUCAAUGUGGACUACGAGGGUCAUUUCGCUCUCGUCCAUUCUCGUUUCUCCACUAACACUUUCCCUUCGUGGGACCGUGCGCAGCCUCUGCGGUGGGCGGCUCACAAUGGUGAAAUCAACACGCUUCGUGGCAACAAGAACUGGAUGCGCGCUAGAGAAGGUGUGCUGAAAUCCGAUAUAUUUGGCGCGGAGCUCGACUCCCUUUAUCCCAUCGUCGAGGACGGCGGUUCAGACUCUGCUGCUUUUGAUAAUGUCUUGGAGCUUCUGAUGAUCAACGGAGUUCUUUCCUUGCCCGAGGCAGUCAUGCUCAUGAUUCCCGAAGCGUGGCAGGAUAACCCAGCCAUGGAUCCGGCUAAGGCUGCUUUCUACGAAUGGGCUGCCUGCCAGAUGGAGCCCUGGGAUGGUCCCGCUCUCUUCACUUUCUCUGACGGUCGCUACUGUGGAGCCAACCUUGACCGCAACGGUCUGCGUCCUUGUCGAUUCUAUGUUACGGAUGAUGAUAGAAUCAUCUGUGCCUCCGAAGUUGGUGCUGUUGACGUCGAUCCUGAACGUGUGAUUCAAAAAGGCCGCCUGCAGCCCGGAAAGAUGCUCCUGGUCGACACCGUAGCCGGUCGGAUCAUCGAUGACUCGGAACUGAAGUAUACUGUCUCUCACCGACAUGAUUUCGCCUCCUGGUUAGAGAAGGAGCUCCUUAAAUUGCCCGCUAUCACAAAAAAGUUGGAUGCGCAGAGCGUGGAUCUUGCUUUCUCUUUAGACGAGACGACCAUUCAAAAUGACCCUCGCCUCAAGGCCUUUGGCUAUUCCUUCGAGCAAGUUAGUCUGCUCCUUGGUCCCAUGGCUGCCGACUCAAAAGAAGCCCUUGGGUCAAUGGGCAAUGACGCUCCUCUUGCCUGUAUUGCCAAACAACCCCGGCUUCUCUACGAAUAUUUCCGUCAGCUCUUUGCCCAGGUCACAAAUCCUCCUAUUGAUCCGAUCCGUGAGGCAGUUGUCAUGUCCUUGGAAUGCUAUGUUGGUCCUCAGGGGAACCUCUUAGAGAUGGAGCAGUCACAGUGCCACCGCUUGCUUUUGCCUUCCCCUAUCUUAAGCAUUCCCGAGUUCAAUGCCCUUAAGAAUAUCAGCCGCGCCCACAAGGACUGGACGGUCAAGAUCAUUGAUAUCACAUUCGAAAAGCAGAAGGGCGUUCCCGGCUAUUUGGAGGCCCUUGAUGCCAUCUGCGAUGCCACCACGGAAGCAAUUCAGAAUGGCGAUAAGAUCCUCGUGCUUUCGGACCGAGCCACAUCGGCGGAGAGGGUCCCCGUAUCCGCUCUUUUGGCCACCGGACUCGUUCACCAUCACCUGGUCCGCAACAAAUGGAGGUCUCUUGCGGCUAUCGUCGUCGAGACUGCGGAGGCUCGUGAGGUACAUCACAUGUGUGUUUUGGUGGGAUACGGAGCCGAUGCCAUCAACCCUUACCUUGCCAUGGAGUGUAUCCUCAAAAUGAACAGGGAGAAGUUAAUUCGUAAACAAUUACCUGACGAGAAGGUCAUCGAAAAUUAUAAAGCUUCUUGUGAUGGUGGUAUCCUGAAGGUCAUGAGCAAGAUGGGUAUCUCGACAUUGCAGUCAUACAAGGGCGCUCAGAUUUUCGAAGCUCUUGGUAUUGACGACACCGUCAUUGAUCGCUGUUUUGCGGGAACCGCAAGCCGAAUUCGUGGUAUGACUUUCGAGCUUAUUGCUCAAGAUGCCUUCGCUUUCCAUGAACGCGGAUACCCUUCGCGCGAGAUUGUCGACAUCCCCGGUCUUCCUGAAUCCGGUGAAUAUCACUGGCGUGAUGGCGGUGAAGAGCACAUCAACGACCCGGUCAGCAUUGCGAAUAUGCAGGAUGCUGUCCGCACCAAAAAUGACAAGUCUUACGAAGCGUAUGCCAAGGCUGAACAUGAGCAGAUUAAGAAUUGUACCCUACGUGGUAUGCUUGACUUUGACUUUGAGCAGCGGACCCCCAUCCCCAUUGAUCAGGUUGAGCCUUGGACUGAGAUUGUUCGUCGGUUCGUCACGGGUGCCAUGUCUUACGGAUCUAUCUCCAUGGAAUCACACUCUACUUUGGCAGUCGCCAUGAAUCGCCUUGGUGGAAAGUCAAACACUGGCGAAGGAGGCGAAGAUCCCGAGCGGAGUAGGAGAUUUGAGAAUGGCGAUACAAUGCGCUCCGCCAUCAAGCAAAUCGCUUCCGGCCGCUUCGGUGUGACUUCUCACUACCUUGCGGACGCUGAUGAGCUACAGAUCAAGAUGGCACAGGGAGCCAAGCCUGGUGAAGGUGGUGAGCUUCCUGGACAUAAGGUUGUGGGGCCGAUUGCCCGUACUCGUUACUCUACUCCUGGUGUCGGUCUAAUUUCGCCGCCUCCCCAUCACGACAUCUACUCCAUCGAAGAUCUCAAGCAACUUAUAUACGAUCUCAAGUGCUCCAACCCGCGCGCACGAGUUUCAGUCAAGCUCGUGUCUGAGGUUGGCGUCGGUAUUGUUGCCUCUGGUGUGGCCAAGGCUAAGGCUGAUCAUAUCUUGAUCUCCGGUCAUGACGGUGGUACUGGUGCCUCUCGCUGGACUGGUAUCAAGUACGCUGGUUUGCCGUGGGAACUGGGUCUGGCCGAGACUCAUCAAACACUUGUCUUGAAUGAUUUGCGUGGACGUGUGGUUGUUCAAACCGAUGGUCAGAUUCGUACUGGUCGUGAUCUCGCUGUUGCUUGUCUGCUCGGUGCAGAAGAGUUUGGUUUUGCCACCACUCCCUUGAUUGCUAUGGGAUGUAUUAUGAUGCGCAAGUGUCACUUGAACACCUGUCCUGUAGGUAUCGCAACCCAGGAUCCAGCCCUGAGGGCCAAAUUCCAGGGAACACCCGAACAUGUGAUCAACUUUUUCUACUACGUUGCUAACGAGAUGCGUGCCAUCAUGGCUAAACUGGGCAUUCGCACGGUCAAUGAGAUGGUGGGCCGUGCUGAGCUUCUGAGAGUCCGAGAUGGUAUCAAAACUCCCAAGCAGGAGAAGAUUGAUUUGUCUCUCAUUCUCACUCCCGCCCACUCCCUUCGUCCUGGUGUGGCUACCUACAAUGUCCGCAAGCAGGACCACCGCCUCCACACUCGUCUUGAUAAUAAGUUAAUUGCUGAAUCUGAGCUUGCAUUGGAGAAGGGCCUACCUUGUCGGAUCGAAUGCGAUAUCGUCAACACCGACCGUGCCUUGGGUGCUACCUUAUCCUAUCAGGUCAGUCGCCGCUAUGGCGGAGAAGGACUUCCUCAAGACACUAUUCAUUCGAACAUCAAAGGCUCAGCCGGUCAGUCUUUUGGUGCUUACCUUGCCCCAGGUAUCACCCUUGAACUAGAGGGUGAUGCCAACGAUUAUGUUGGUAAGGGUCUUUCUGGAGGUCGCCUCAUUGUGUACCCACCCCGCGGCGCUGCUUACAAAGCUGAGGAGAACGUUAUUGUUGGAAACACCUGUCUUUAUGGUGCUACUCGCGGUACGUGCUUCUUCCGCGGCAUGGCUGCUGAGCGUUUUGCUGUCCGUAACUCCGGGGCUACUGCGGUCGUUGAAGGUGUCGGUGACCAUGGCUGCGAAUACAUGACGGGCGGUAGGGUGCUUGUACUCGGUUCUACAGGCCGUAAUUUUGCAGCUGGUAUGUCCGGCGGUAUUGCCUAUAUUCUGGACAAGAACCAGGACUUCCAUUCGAAGGUCAACAUGGAGAUGGUCGAAGUCAGCGGGCUGGAAGACCCCGCCGAGAUUGCCUUCGUUCGUGGCUUGAUCGAGGACCACCACCACUACACUGGCUCUGAAUUAGCUGCCCGCAUCUUGCUUGACUUCACUCGUGCCCUCCGCCACUUCGUCAAGGUCUUGCCCAUUGACUACAAGCGUAUCCUCGAGGAAGAAAAUGCCAAAGCCAAGGCCGCCAAGAAGGCAGAAUUUACUCUGCCCCAGCUUCCCGGCACUCCUGUUCCGGCCGAAAAGUCCAAGUUUCAAUCGGAAAAGGAAGCCAAGAAAGUCGACAUGCUCGAUAUUGAAGACAGCAUCAGUGACUCUAAGACUGAGAAAAAGCGCUCUGCCCUCAUUCUCGACAAGACCAGAGGAUUCAUGAAGUAUAAUCGUCGCAGCGAGAAAUACCGAAACCCAGCUACUCGGACCCGUGACUGGGCUGAGCUUUCUUCCCGCCUUAGCGAGGAUGAGUUGAAAUAUCAAUCUGCUCGUUGCAUGGACUGCGGUGUUCCGUUCUGUCAGUCUGAUACCGGUUGCCCUAUCUCCAACAUCAUCCCUAAAUGGAAUGAAUUGGUCUUCCAGAACCAGUGGCAAGAUGCGCUCAAUCGUCUUCUCAUGACAAACAACUUCCCAGAAUUCACAGGCCGUGUCUGCCCGGCUCCUUGUGAGGGUGCCUGUGUCUUAGGCAUAAAUGAAGACCCAGUGGGUAUCAAAUCCAUUGAGUGUGCCAUCAUUGAUCGUGGUUUCGAGAUGGGCUGGAUGGUUCCUCGCCCUCCCAAGUCUCGCACUGGUAAGACUAUUGCCAUCAUCGGUUCUGGCCCUGCGGGUCUUGCUGCUGCAGAUCAACUCAACCGUGCCGGGCACAGUGUAACUGUCUACGAGCGUGCUGAUCGUAUCGGUGGAUUGCUUAUGUAUGGCAUUCCCAACAUGAAGCUGGACAAGAAGGUGGUGCAGCGUCGUGUUGAUUUGAUGGCCGCCGAGGGCGUCCAAUUUGUCCCUAACACUCCCGUUGGACCUGAACACGAUGUUUCCCUGGAGUCCCUGCGCAAGACCAACGAUGCUGUCAUUCUUGCGACUGGUGCCACCGUGGCUCGUGAUCUAAAGGUACCUGGUCGUGAGCUUGAGGGCAUUCACUACGCCAUGCAGUUCUUGCACCGCAAUACCAAGUCACUCCUUGAUUCCAAUCUUGCUGACGGAGCAUAUAUCUCCGCCAAGGACAAGCAUGUUGUGGUUAUUGGUGGUGGUGAUACAGGAAAUGACUGCAUUGGUACCUCCGUCCGCCAUGGCGCCAAGUCUGUCACCAACUUCGAGUUGCUGCCCCAACCUCCACCUGAACGUGCUCGCGACAACCCUUGGCCCCAAUGGCCUCGCAUCUACCGGGUUGACUAUGGUCAUUCGGAAGUAAAAACACAUAUGGGCAAGGAUCCUCGCGAGUAUUGUGUCAUGUCGAAGGAGUUUGUCGACGAUGGUAGUGGCCGCGUCAAGGGUAUCAACACGGUUCGCGUGGAAUGGACCAAGGGCGCUUCUGGCGGCUGGGAUAUGAAGACUGUCGAGGGCAGCGAGCAAUUCUUCCCAGCUGAUCUCGUUCUCCUUUCCAUGGGUUUCCUGGGUCCUGAAGAUCGUCUUCUGGGCGAUGAGAUUGAACGCGACGCGCGAAAGAAUGUCAAGACCCCUCCUGGUCAGUACAGCACCAACGUCCCUGGCGUUUAUGCAGCAGGUGAUUGCCGUCGUGGCCAGUCUCUCAUCGUAUGGGGCAUCAACGAGGGUCGUCAGUGUGCCCGUGAGGUUGAUGCUGCUCUUAUGGGUAUUAGCUCGCAGCUUCCAGUUACUGGUGGCAUUGUCCGCCGCCCUGCUAUCGAUGCUGUUCCCCAGUCGGCCGCACAGACUGUUUCAGCUUAGAAGUUGUCACGCAUCUCAGUCUUAUCAUGCUGGGCAGGAUCCAACAGCACAAAGAACCACACUUGAGACUCACGAACAGAAUGAACUUAUGACUAUCAACGCCAAGAGGGAAGCUGUAGAAAAAAAAAAGGGCUAAAAGAAAAGCUGAUUCGGUGAAGUUGCGCCCGGCGUAUCACCACCGCCUAUACAUUUUCUUUCUAUUUCUUCGAGGGGCUAUUUUGGGGAGGUGGGGUUAAGACUUGCUUUGCCUGUAUGCUAGCCUCUUAAUUGUGCAGCGUUCCUGUUCCUUCAAAAUGCCGUGUAAGAUCAAAGCUUUUGUUAAUCUGUGCGACGUUUUAGCUGUCUGUAAAUAGUUUUCUCGUUAAUAUCCUUACGCUUUAGUCGACUUG